Anolis carolinensis (green anole) is the source of this 11573-nucleotide messenger RNA. It is a transcript of the gene mbtd1, whose product is annotated as mbt domain containing 1. NCBI's taxonomy places the organism in Eukaryota, Metazoa, Chordata, Lepidosauria, Squamata, Anolidae. The transcript has 17 exons. Gene Ontology annotation, molecular function: chromatin binding; zinc ion binding. Bases 248 to 2314 code for a protein of 688 amino acids. Gene Ontology annotation, cellular component: nucleus. The record is from RefSeq and is a predicted model, not a curated record. Gene Ontology annotation, biological process: negative regulation of DNA-templated transcription.
GCGGUUAUGCUAAUGUUGUUGAUAUUCUGAGGCUUGGAGAGUUGAAUGUCUUUUUUCUUCCUCUCGCGCUCUCCGUGCGGUGGGCCCCUGUUUAUGGCGUGAGGGGCCAAACUUUCUUCCUCCUCCAUCCUGGCCCGGCCCUUCGGGAAGGGGAGGCGGGCAGAGUCCCGGGGGAGGGAGGCGGGAGGCGGGGAGGAAAGGCCAGCAGGCGCCCGCCGCCGCCGCUGCUCCUGCCCAUGAGGGCCUGAUGGAAAACACAAAGGACCUGACUGAGCAUCCUUCACGGCCAGAAAGGAAGAGACGCGAUUCAUUCGGGAUGUUUGAUGGUUAUGAUAGCUGUAGUGAGGAUACCAGUAGUAGCUCCAGUACUGACGAGAGUGAAGAGGAAGUAACUCCUUUGCCCUCAAGUCUCCCAAUUAUCAAGAACAAUGGACAGGUCUACACUUAUCCAGAUGGCAAGUCUGGCAUGGCUACCUGUGAAAUGUGUGGAAUGGUCGGUGUCAGGGAUGCCUUUUACUCUAAAACCAAGCGUUUCUGCAGUGUUUCCUGCUCAAGAAGUUACUCAUCGAACUCUAAGAAGGCCAGCAUUCUGGCCAGACUUCAGGUAACGGGAAAACCUCCAACUAAGAAGGCUAAAGUGCUUCAAAAACAACCUUUAGUUGCUAAAUUAGCUGCAUAUGCCCAGUAUCAAGCAACGGUACAGAACCAGUCAAAGACUAAAACAGCACCAGUUCCAGUGGAUGGAUUCAGUUGGGGAAACUACAUCAAUAGCAAUAGUUUCACAGCAGCUCCUGUUAACUGUUUUAAACAUGCACCUAUGGGGACUUGCUGGGGCGACAUCUCAGAAGGUGUACGAAUAGAAGUCCCUAACACAGACUGCAACUUACCUACCAAAGUCUUCUGGAUUGCGGGGAUUGUGAAAUUAGCAGGUUACAAUGCUUUAUUAAGAUAUGAAGGCUUUGAAAGUGACUCAAACCUUGACUUCUGGUGUAAUGUCUGUGAUGCUGAUAUCCAUCCAGUUGGCUGGUGUGCAACCAGUGGGAAACCUCUAGUGCCACCUCGAUCUAUUCAACACAAAUAUACAAACUGGAAAGCUUUCCUGGUGAAACGACUAACUGGUGCCAAAACUCUUCCUCCUGACUUUUCUCAGAAGGUGUCAGAAAGCAUGCAGUAUCCCUUCAAGCCUUCUAUGAGAGUCGAGGUUGUUGAUAAAACCCAUCUCUGUCGAACACGGGUAGCAAUUGUAGACAAUGUAAUUGGAGGCAGAUUAAGAUUAGUAUAUGAAGACAGUGAAGACAAAACAGAUGAUUUCUGGUGCCAUAUGUACAGCCCACUUAUCCACCCUAUUGGUUGGUCUCGAAGUAUAGGACAUCGGUUCAAAAGAUCAGAUAUUAUAAAGAAACAGGAAUCCCACUUGGAUGCACCUCCACAUUUAUUUAUCAAGGUAAAAGAAACUGAAUCAAGUGGAGAAUGGUUCAAGGAGGGAAUGAAAUUGGAAGCCAUAGAUCCAUUAAACCUUUCUGCAAUAUGUGUGGCCACAAUUAGAAAGGUGUUAUCCGAUGGCUAUCUCAUGAUUGGAAUUGAUGGUUCUGAGGCAGCAGAUGGAUCUGACUGGUUUUGCUUCCAUGCCUCCUCCCCUUCUAUAUUCCCUGUUGGUUUCUGUGAAAUUAACAUGAUAGAAUUAACUCCACCCCGAGGUUAUGCAAAACUACCUUUCAAAUGGUUUGACUACCUCAGGGAAACGGGUUCAGUAGCAGCUCCUGUGAAGCUCUUUAACAAGGAUGUUCCAAACCAUGGAUUUCAUGUUGCAAUGAAACUGGAAGCUGUGGAUCUUAUGGAACCUCGUCUAGUAUGUGUGGCCACUGUAACUCGCAUUAUCCACCGUCUGUUGAGGAUACAUUUUGAUGGCUGGGAAGAUGAAUAUGAUCAGUGGGUGGAUUGUGAAUCUCCUGAUCUCUAUCCUGUAGGGUGGUGUCACCUAACUGGUUACCAACUGCAGCCUCCUGCCUCACAAACAUCAAGGGAUAGCCAAUCAAGUUCAUCAAAACAGAAGAAAAAGUCUAAGUCACAACAGUAUAAAGGACACAAGAAAAAGAGGAAGAUACCAGUUGGGAAGAAGCCUGUCAGUUUGUCCAGCGUCCCCAUGACAGGUGCGGUACGGAGGAGCUUCUCUGGUGAUGAAGAGUUGACUCCUCCUCAGUAUCGAACCCUUCCAGCACAGCCAGCCCCGGAGGCCUGCCAGCCUCCCAGGACUAGCAGAGAGUUCAGUCCCAGCCUCAAAACAGCAGAACAAUGUGUAUCGCAAGGAAGAUGAUAUAGAACCAUGCUAAGACCGAAGUCAAGUGGCCUGUAUGUUUUAGUAAGGUUCCAAGUAGCAACUGAAAGUACUUUUGAGAUGUUAAAGCAGACUCUUCUGUGUUUUUAAAAGACGUUGACACAGACAUUAAUAAUGGAAGCUGCAAUACUGGAACAAAGCGAAGAUCAGCUGAACUUGCCAUCUUGUCAUCCAAAGUAAUACAAGCAUAGAAGGAUACAACAAUUACAGUAUAAACCAUUCCUAUGUCCCCUUCUUCCCAACCAUACUGUAGGAUAUUUUUAUUCAUCACCAGUCAUUUGAGACUGUAUUAAAACAGACUCCUUUGUAACUAUUUGUGCUUCUUAUUAAACUUCAUCAAUAUUACGUUUUGCUGCUCUGCUCCCUUAAUAUCAACAUUUUCUUUUCAAGCAGCUGCCAAUGGCCAUGCGUUAUAUCACAUUUUUAAAGAGCAGAGCAAUUAAUUUUUAAAAAACUGACUGAACUAGGUUUGUGUUAGCUAUACCAGAUAUAACACAUUUUCCAUUACAGGCCAUAUUUUGAUAGUUUGCUUCUGUAACCAUUAGUGGCUAUAUUCUUUUAGGUUUUGUAUGUUGGCCUAAUCUCUAGCUGUAAUGGUUUAUGUAGAUUGAGGACAUUGUGGAAGGAGGUAUUGGAUACCACCUUACAGCUCCGACAUUGGUUAUACAGUAGAAGCUUAGGAGCAGCAGCAGUGUCUCUUCCUAGUCACUGAUGGCCUGAAAGGGAAUAUGUGGGCAUAUUCUGACAACACUUGAGUACACUGGGGAAGAAGGUGCAACCUUAACUUUAGCGCCCCCCUCCCCCCCCCCCCCCCCCCCACACACACACACUUUCUUGAAGGCAAAUGGCCAGGUCUACCUACACAGUUGAUCAGGGGAAUGGAGGUGUGCUUGGGAGCCCUCCUCUGCUUUUGUAUGCCUAUGAUGGAAGUGAAGGCGGGGGGGGGGGGGGAAGCGUCCAUCAGGCCUGUAGCGAGGGGGCGGUUUUAGGGGUUCAAACCCCCCCUGAAAAUUUUCAGGUUAUAAAAAAAACCUGGUUUACUCAUGAAUUUUAACUGGUUAACCAAAUCCCCAUGCUAAGUCUAUGAGACACAAAACAUUAAGAGCCCCUCCAGGCACUAUCUCAAACAGAUAUUGACAGGUUUGUAGCGGGGAGGGGUGCGUGCUAGGGGUUAACCCCCCCCCCUGAAAUUUUCAAACCCCCCCCCCCCGAAUUUUUUUUCUGGCUACGGCCCUGGCGUCCAUCCCUACAUUCCUAUAGGGAUAGGGGAGAAGCUCACACUCUGCCAAAUAGGAUGAAUGUUUUGGUCCAGUGUUUAGAAAUAUGAACCACCGUUCUCAGAAUAGGCAUUUUGGAAUGUAAAUUUACUGAUGCCAAAUUUCAGUGACUCUUAAGAGUUUUUAUGUACCUUUCUGAAAGCACAAGGUAAUGUUUGUAUACAUACUGAUUACGUUUUUAUUUACUGAAUGGUUUCUCUUGGUGUCAUGAAAUAAUGCAGAAACAUCAUUCUCCAUUAAGUUCAACCGUUAGGGCAGAAAUAAACAUUUUGCCAUGCCUCUAGAAAAAGUAAAGAUGAGCAUUUUAACACAGAAAAGGGGUUCCAUCUCUGUAAAGCAGGAGUUCUCAAUUUUUUUAGGCCGCAGAGUCCUUUUUGAAGCAAAAGUUUAUUGUGGAGCUCCAAGAAAUGUUUAUAUAUUAUAUAUAUUAUAACAAUAGCGGCAGCCCCAGGAGCCAUCCAGUCAAAUCCCCUUCUGCCAUGCAGGAAAAGAACAAGCAAAGCACCCCCAACAGAUGGUCACCCAGCCUUUGUAGUAGUGGUAGUAGUAAUAAUAGCAAUAUAACAACAGCAGCAGAAACUCCAGGGGGCCAUUCAAUUCAGCUCCCUUCUGCCAUGCAGGAAAAGCACAAUCAAAGCACCACCUGAGCGGUGGGAGGAAAAUUGGGUUUUAGAAGCAAGCAAGAUGACAUGGAAAGGUUCUGGGCGGUGAUGAGGGUGACGGAAAGGCUUUUGGGGGCAAAGAAAAGAGCUUUUGGAGGCAGGGGAGGGGAAGAAGCAGGAAAGAGGAGAGAAAGCCUGGAGGGGUGGGAACUGUAGAGCCCCAGGGCCUUUGCAGAGCACACUUUGAAAACAGCUGCUGUAAGGCAAUGAUAGAAAACACAUUGACUUUGUCCUUGAAUGGAUUAUUACUUGGCCUAAGUAUGGGGGUUCUCUCAGCUAAUCUAAAAUCAAUGUACAGCAAAGAAAAAUGUGAAUUGCUUUUUGGAAAAUAUGCGGUGAAAGGGGUUUUUUUUAAGUAUCUCUAUUUGAUAUUACUUCUGCUCUUAGCAAUGUAGCAUAUUAGGGAAAGCUCAGUGGAAUUCUGUUGGUAAUAGGAGAAAGAGACAAUUUCUCCAGUAUUUAUUCCCAGUGCUACCUCCUUUGCUAUCCCGAGGAGUACUGCAGAGGUGCGAGUCAUGCAACCCUCCACAUGCUGUACAGUCCAACACCACCAGCGCAGUUGCUAGGACUGAAGUUCAGAAACAUUUGAGGGGCCAGAUUAUUCUUAUCCCUUAUGAAGAAAGCCCUAGGUUUAGGUCUGUAUCAAUAAUGGAAUGGUGCCACCCUACCCAACAUUCAAACUUUUUAUCUCAAUAUGAAAUACAUAUACAGUAGAGUCUCACUUAUCCAAGCUAAACGGGCCGGCAGAAGCUUGGAGAAGCAAAUAUCUUGGAUAAUAAGGAGGGAUUAAGGAAAAGCCUAUUAAACAUCAAAUUAGGUUAUGAUUUGCAAAUUUAUGUUGUAAUUACUGUAUUUAUGAAUAUAGCACCAAAAUAUCAUGAUAUAUUGAAAACAUUGACUACAAAAUGGCUUAGAUAAUCCAGAAGCUUGGAUAAGUGAGACUCUACUGUACUCUAAUCUGUCAAGGGUGAUUCGGGUAGAACCAGUGUUCUCUAUAACCAUCCUUUUCCUGUACUAGAUCCUCUUCAGUGUAAAAGGGAGAGGGGGGGAUGGGACUAGAACUACACUUAUGUUUAAUUGUGCCUAUGGGUGCACCAGUUUAGUGAUAUAUAUAUUCCACGUGCAGACUGUGGAUCUGGGCCAUUAUGUUCAGGGUAGAAGAGGUGUUCCUGUGCUAACAAACCAUAAGACUUCAUUUGUCCUAUCUUGGAAUGAUAUACUUUGUGCCUACAUGAGGGGGAACUUCAUUUAUAGCUAGUAGAUUUUUAUGUAGCCCUGUGGAAGAUGUUAUAUUAUGUUGAAAUUGGUGACAGAAUGGGAGAUAAAAUAGGCUUAUGAGAGAACGGAGCCCCCAGUGGUGCAUCGGAUUAAACCGCUGAGCUGCUGAACUUGCUGACUGAAAGGUCGGUGGUUCGAAUCCGGGGAGUGGAGUGAGCUCCUGCUGUUAACCCAGCUUCUGCCAACCAAGCAGUUCUAAAACAUGCACAUGUGAGUAGAUCAAUUGGUUACCUCCAGCGGGAAGGUAACGAUGUUCCAUGCAGUCAUGCCAGCCACAUGACCUUGGAGGUGUCUAUGGACAACGCCGGCUCUUCAGCUGAGAAAUGGAGAUGAGCACCAACUCCCAAAGUUGGACACGACUACACUUACUGUCAGGGAAAAACCUUUAACUUUACCUUAUGAGAGAACGGAAAGUCUUUUAUUGCACCCCAGAGAGAAAAUAUCAGCAUACCUCAGUUAACAAAGUUACUGAAAAAGAAGCUCCUUUUCACAUUUUUAAUGGUUACCCAGCCCCAAUUUUCUUCCUUUUCUUUUCACUAGUUGGAAGAAUUUUUAGUAGGAUUGACAGGGGACUGAGGAUGGUGAAGGGGGACUGAGUGACAGACUUGCAUUUCAGAUUGUGGAAGCAUGUGUGCAAUAAAAUCUAGAGCCAGGAAAGAACGGGAUUCUAAUCUAGACAGUCUUACUGUCAGUGUGUGCCUGCUUACAACAGUCCCUGGCCUCCAGAAUCAUGAAAGUAUGUGAAGGAGACACCCCUCCCCCCUAGCAUGUUAAAGAAACAUCUGUAAAUUUGGCUACCAGAAUGGAAAUUGUAAGGAAAGUAGGGGGUGGUGAAAGAAAAGAAAAUCACUGGGUGAAUUUUAGGGAGAAACCUUCAGGUUUACUUAGGUGUUUCUUUUCACAUGUGAAUGUUUUUAGCUUUGAAUAAAAAGUGUGAUGAAACACAUUGAACUGCUGAACCUACUCUUUCUGUGUAGUAUCUGUGUCUUGUACUAAACUUUCUGUUGAAAGUGUUAUCCAAGCACAUCUCUACUUUGCUGACUGAGGUAUUUCUGUAUAUUUCACUCAGUGACCUUGGGUAAAUCACACACUCUCAGGAACAGAGAGGCUAUGGCAAACAAGAUCUAAACAAACAUCUCUGGAAAACAACCCUGUGCUACCUUAAGUCACCUUAAGUUAGAAAUGACUUGAAGGGACACAAGAAAAAAAUACAUUGGAGUGGCAAGUUUAUGCACCUUACUUGAUCAUUAACCCAAUUUAAAUAAAAAAUGACUUUUGUGUAGACAUGUAUAGGAUCAUGCUCCUAUGUAAAAUCAGUUUUUUUACAAAGUUAUAAAAUAUUAAUCAUGGUAAUUUUUUUAAAUAAAAUCUCCAUGCUACCUUUUCUUUUUCUUUUCAUGGUCUCAUUUUCCAGUUCACUCCAUUAGUUUAGUGCAUUUCAUUAUAGGCACACAAUCUAAAUAUUUGCUUCUCAUUAUUAAAAUGUGGAAUGUCCAUAUAUUUUUACUCACAGAAGUAACAACCAAUUUUGGAGCAUUGCUGAAAGUUUCAGUGCCUGAAGUGAGAUAAAAUGUACCUUCAAACAUUCACUGGUGUUGGUUUUUUUAACCUCCUUUUUCAUGUCUAGUAUCUUCACUGCAGCUGAAGGAGGAGUUGCUAGAUGGAGAAGAGUACACUUUCCUUCAAGGAGCAUCUGAUCAGGAAAGCAAUGGGUCAGCCAGCCACUACAUCAAGCAAGAGCCCUAGGUGCAAAUCAGGGCAGGAUGGUACAAGGAGGAGUCUGACCGAACUUCCCAUUCUGAUGAUAACAGUUCAAUGGCUUCUACUUAAGGGCACUUUGCUAACUGCAGAAAAGAUUUCAAUUAUGGAUUUUUGGAGGAUGAGGAAACUAUUUUAAUGGGGGAAAGAAGAUUUUUCAAUUUAUUAAAGUUAACACUUUUGUGUUGUAUUUGAAGCUUUUCAAAGAAUUUUUGUAAUAUUUUCAAGUUCAGAUUUAUUGUGCAUUGUUUAAAAAUGAGAUUCUAAUUUUUGGUAAAAAAAAUUAAAAGCUUAAUUAUAGCAAGAUUGCAGGAAACCAUUUGAAGAAGGUGAGGUAGUAUGGUGGAAAACACAAAAGAACUGCUUGCAAAUAAGUGAACCUUCUGGUACAAGCUGGAAGAGUCUGGAUUUUAAAGCUACACUAAUCGCACCCUGUCUUUUCCAGAAUUACAUCACAAGACUCAAAUUUUAGAGUGGUGAAUACAUAUCAAAAUAAGUUGAGGGAUAGAGAAGAAUAUCUCCUGGAAGUGGCAACAUAAUUGAUGGGAGUCUGCUUCAGUUUCUGGAUAAUUAUGCUUUGUUCCCAUCCUUCUCAAAGUCAUCAGCUCAUGGACUGGAAACACUUGUUCAUACUUCUAUGUUCUUGAGAUACCCAUGCAAAUGAUCAGCAAAGAUUCAACUAAAGCAGUUAUCCAAUGACAUGAUUUUGGGACUUUUUGUCUUGUUCAAGAAAAGGGAGACAGACUCAAAUGGCCCUUUUGAAAACUAAAAUGUUAGCAGAUUUGACUUUCUGCCUGGUGGAAGAUAUUGCUACUGAAGAGGUAACGACAGAGGAGAAAGACAGACGUCUGCUUGGGACACAGCAUUCUUCUCUCACCCCAUUGGAGAUCCUCUCAUCUUGUUAUGAAUUGAGCUAACUUGCCUGCAGAUGGCUUGGGCCCUGCUUUCAGCGUUAUAUUUUCUGUGAUUUGGCUGUUGGUGUUGUUACCAUGCGAAACAUUUUCAAGAGUUUGUAGUGACUUCUGAGAUAAUGAUACUAAAUGACCUGGGAUUUUUCCAAGAGAGUUAACUCUCUAUGGCUGUUAACCGAGGGCUUCAUUCACAGAAUUUAACAUGCUGACAUUUCCACUCUGCAGUAUUGUGACAGGAUGAUGUGUGUCAAAAGAGUUUUGCUUUUACCAGUAAGGUUCAUUAACUAAACUCUCAGGAAUUAACUUCUUAUGUUCUGUAACUGCUUCUGGGUCGUAGUAAGUUCUCCUUAGAGCAGUGUCAUUCAAAUUCUUGACUCUUUAAGGUAAAAGUUAGAAAAAAUUAAUCCUGUAGAUUAAUCUCUACACUCUUUAAAACUAAGGCAUUCUGACUAGCAACUUACAAAGCCCCAGAAACAAUUUUUGGCAUAUAAAGGUUUUAAAAAGCGCAUAGAAAGUUUGAAAACCAGCAAUUUUGAUUCUUUUCUUGAUUAUCUUGCUCUAUUGUUGGGUAUAUACCAUUGGUGAUAUGCAAAGGUUUACCACAUUCUAUGCAAGAGGGGAUAAUGGUGUAAAAUUUUGUAGUAACUACUGGAAGUACAUUUUUUCUGUAUAGUAUAGGAAUGUAUGGACUGUUUCUAGCCAUUUUUUCAUAUAGCUGGGCCAUUUUUGACAACUGCUUCAUAUAUACAUAUUUUUAAAACUGAGUAUCAGGUGUCAAAUACUUGUGAAUUUAGGUGACUAUUACAUUUGUUUCUUAAAAGAUUGUGUUUGUGAUUCAGAGGAAUCAGGAGAGAUCUGGUCUUGGCUAGGCUAGCCUUUUCUCUUGGGUAGAAUGCCCUUUACCUUCUACAAAUGCCGCACUGCAACUAUUUUUUAAAAAAGCUUUUCAGUUUGAAAAGCAGCUCAUAAUGUCACAAAGAGCACUGCUCUUGAAGGAGGAGUGCAGAAGGCGCACAUUCAGUACACUAAUUACAACCAAUGUUUUCAAAAAAUCUAGUCAAUUUUAUCUUAAGACAGUGGUUCUCAACCAGUGGGUCCCCAGAGGUUUUGGCUUUCAACUCCCAGAAAUCCUAACAGCUGGUAAACUGGCUGGGAUUUCUAGGAGUUGUAGGCCAAAACACCUGGUGACCUACAGGUUGAGAACCACUGCCUUAAGAUCUCUUCCAAUGGACUGCCUAUCUUCUUUCUUCUGUAACAUUUCUACUUGAGAACAGUAUUUCUUGUAAGGCAGUGCUUCCCAAAACAAGGAUGACCCUUACAUAAUCCCACCAUGUUUAGGGGUAGAAUGACCCAAAAGGCGAACUGUGAUUUUAGAAAGAGUUAGGAUUAAAACAUGCAGUUCAUUAUCCUUCCCUUCUUAAGGUGAGAUUCUGUUAGCCUUGUCUACACAUAAUAAAGAUGAUAAACUCCAUGCAGAAUUGGCAGCGUGAGGACUGUAGUGCUCAAGAGCUGGCGCAUGCUACUUCUGUUUGUUACUGAGAGUUUAUCUUCAAAGGACUCGAUUAGCAAUUGCACAAGUAUUUCUUCUGAUUUCAGUAGGGACCAUCUGCAUACCUAAUUCUUUGCAAUGUGAAAAAGAGAAAGAGCUUUACUAGUGUCCCCUUUCAUGAAAAAUAGGCCAGCAUGAAAGCUUGGACUUAAGUAUAGCACUUUAUUCAUCAUAAAAUUCAAAUUUGAGCUAGAACCAUUACAGCACACCAUUUAAGUUGUUGCCCCCCUUUUUCCUGACACAAUGUUGCAUCUUCAACAUUUGCCUGAUGGGCAGAAAUGAAUAAGGUUCAGCUUUUCUCUUCACUGCACAUUUUAUGCCAAGAAAACUUUAUCAACUAAAUUUUUGCCAGCUAUGUGACUGUCAAAAGGCAUGGGCCUUUGUCAAGAUCAAAUGUGGCAGCGCUCCUUCUACCUCUGUUGAACAUGGCAGCUCCUGGAAAAUAUAUAGCCACACUUAAUCUGUGCCACAUUCAUCCAGAACAUGAACCUCAACCAGUCUCAAAAUAUCCUGCCAGACCUAAUAGACUUGGAAUCAUGCUGCUGCAUGAUCAUCUUAAUUUUUGUUACAUUGUUAGUCCUCAGGUUUUUGAAGAUAGGUUUGCAUAUUUAUGUCAAAUUUGCAGCACUGCCAAUCUUUAUAGCUUUGUUCCAUUUCUGCUUUGGGGCAGGAUAAUACAUCCUGAUAUAAGGGUGUGUGUAUGACAGAAAUUCGAAGUAUGGAAACUCACUUCUGUUCAUAAAGCGGCUUUUAAUGUAAAUGCCAUGAAGCUUUCUCAAAUGAGCCCUUGUUCUAAUUUAGUUGCCUCAGUUCUUUUUGUUCAGUGUUGAGACUAAGCAAUGCUUUUUUGUGGCCUCUUUAACACAGCAGAUGAUUGGAUGAUGGUGGGCUUUCUUAGUACUGGUUCAGUUGCUUUUGUAUGCAUGCAUUUAAUUUUAAGAACUGUCUCUUUUUAUUUUACUGUGAACAAAUUACACAGGUCAGGAGGAUGUUAAGAUAGGGAGUUGGCCAGGUGGUUGAAGCCAGUACUGAUGCUAAGGGCCAGCUAAUAAGCUCAGUAUUAGGCACAAGGUGUGAUUUUUUUUAAAGGCACCACAGACAAGGUUAGUUACAAUGUAAGUGCUCCUUCCUUCUACAGCUAAAAUUUUUACAGCUGACAGUUAUUCAUGUUUUGCAUUUUCUUGCUGAAUCUGAGGAAAGCAAGAGCAGUUAUCAAGUUCUUGUUCUAUUGAUACUAACACGGGUUUCAGUGUUUGUUUGUUUUUAUUGUUGUCAUUUUUAUGUGAUGUGAACACCUUUUCCCAUCAAUAUUUGUAUUAUUGGUGCUAAUAUAUUUGGAAACAAUCCUUUAUUGGAAAGGGAUUAAAACUGUGAUUAAAUUGAUUUGUUCUUUUUAAUUUUCAUAUUUAAGUAAGGCCUCUGCCAUUUAUAAAAAAAGAGAAAAAAAGUAUCAACUUCUGCUUGGGAAAACUCUUUCAGGGCAGAAGUUUUUUUUAAAAAAUGAUUAGGGUUUUUACAUCAUUUCUGUAUGUAUUUGAUAUAUAGAUCAAUAUCUGUAUAAAUUUAAUCUUUUAUUUUCCUGGUAAUGUGUGGUCAAAUGGGAGCAUUUUAAAGCCUCUAAUGAAAUGUAAAUAACUCAGUGAAAAAUGCUUUUGAAAAAAAUUAAUGUUACUUUCAUUUUUACCAGACUGCAGAUUUUCAAGCAUGGAUGUGGGAAAAACAUUAAAGAUAUAACUUUGUGUACAAGAUGAAAAUAAUUCACUAAAUUUGCCUUUUUUACACAGAAUAAAAUGUUAAAGUAAA